AUGAAUGCAGUGUGCGAAUCCGGCUCACCUACGGAUAAUGCUUUCAUGGAGUUCCAAGAGGGUUUAGCAGGACCAGCAGUAGCUCCAACGGUAACUGCGACACUGGUUUGUCGAGCUGAUCAAAAAUGGUACUUUAGCGAUGGAACUACAGCGCUUGCUGUUACCGAUGUUUAUUGUAGCACCACAAAACCAUCUACAACAGAAUGUGCUACCUGUAGUCCUGAUGCAGUUACAUUUCAUACUGCCACGGACUCCACUACCACAGACGCUAUUAUGCAGUGA
Strongylus vulgaris is the source of this 282-nucleotide messenger RNA. NCBI's taxonomy places the organism in Eukaryota, Metazoa, Nematoda, Chromadorea, Rhabditida, Strongylidae. The record is from the annotation of a GenBank genome assembly.